This is a messenger RNA of Engraulis encrasicolus (European anchovy), 5108 nucleotides long. RefSeq names its product DNA excision repair protein ERCC-6-like. The transcript has a single exon. Gene Ontology annotation, molecular function: DNA translocase activity; ATP binding; ATP-dependent chromatin remodeler activity. The record is from RefSeq and is a predicted model, not a curated record. NCBI's taxonomy places the organism in Eukaryota, Metazoa, Chordata, Actinopteri, Clupeiformes, Engraulidae. The coding region runs from base 29 to 4708 and encodes 1559 amino acids.
AGGUUCUGAUCCCUAUAGGUGGGAUUUCAUGGUAUGCGAUGAGGCACACAGGUUAAAAAAUGUCAAGACACAAACCUACAAAGUUUCUUCAUCGAUCCAAGUCCGUUUUCGUAUUCUCCUGACCGGCACUCCCAUUCAAAAUAAUCUGAAGGAGCUUUGGAGUCUGCUGUCUCUCAUCUCUGAAACAUGCCUAGUGGGAACAAGCAAAACAUUCAGUAAGAACCUUGAGAAGCCAAUAACCAGAGCCAGAGAAGCUGAUGCAGAGGCCAGUGAGAGAGCCAAGGCAGAGGAACUGAUUGGUUGCCUCAAGGAGAAAAUAAAACUAGUGUGGCUGAGACGUACCAAAGAACAGUUGCCCAAGUUGCCGGGCAAACGUGAGCUUGUACUGUGGACGAGGCUUAGUCCUGAACAGGAGGCGGCGUACCGUCACCAAAUUUCAGUCAAUCAGGAAAAUAAUGUCACCAACAACUUCACACUUUUACACAAAUUGUGUGAGAUUUGCAGUCAGCCAGCCAAGUCACAUGGAAGAUCUGUGAAUUCAGCUGAGGCUUUGAUUGCAAGCUCUGGAAAGCUUGCCAUAUUGAUCCCUCUGCUGAAGGCUUUGUCCUCUGAAGGACAUAAGACUUUGGUGUUCUUUCAGUAUGUUGAAACCCUUAAGAUUGUGUUCCACACUCUUUCAAAAACAGAAUGGGGGCGCAGAGAUGUUCUAUUCAUGGAUGGGACUGUAGAUGCAGCAGUCAGGCCAUCACUACUCAGAUCGUUCCAGACGGGGUCUAGGAGCAUCCUUUUAGUCACAUUGAAAGUCGCAGCUGAAGGCCUCACCCUUACAGCAGCUGAUCGGGUCAUCCUAAUGGAGCCCUCAUGGAACCAGUCAACAGAUGCACAAGCCGUAGACCGAGCACAUAGAAUUGGACAGAAGAGAGAGGUGGAAGUGUAUCGUUUCAUCACCUGUGGGACGAUUGAAGAGAAAAUAUACCGCAGGCAGUUGUUCAAAGAUUCACUUGUUCGGCAGGUGGUAGGAGAUGACCAGAACCCUUAUAGGUACUUCACUCAUUCAGAGCUGAUGGAUCUGAGCACUCUCGGAGACACUCAGCAAUCUUCCACUCAGCUACAGCUUGAGCGUCAGCACGGCACACACCUCAGUGCUGUAGAGAUCUUUGGCAGGGAGAUAGAGGAGCAGGUCUCUCUUAGCCUGUGUGGGAUAUCUGAUCACGGGAAGCUCCUAAAAGCAAAUCAAGAUGAUGACCUGGAGGCAGAGAUGGAAAAACUACACAUUGCUGAAGAUGUUCAGAAAUGUAAGGAGGAGAUUGAGGAUGAGGUCCAUGUCAGAUGUAGAACAGACACGGAGAACAAAUCUGGACGUGACACAAACCUACGAAAAUCACUGGCUGUGCACCUAAAAGAAAAGGCGAAGGACUCAAAUUGGGCAUAUUACCAGAACAAACAAAAAGAGUUUCUUCGUAGAAAAACAGCUCCAGGGUUGCCUCCAAGAUACAAAUCUUUCUCUUUCUCGCCAUUUUCUGGUUCAAGACGGAGAGAAAAGAGCAGACAGCUUCAGCGCGAUUCAGAAGAAGAAUCUGUCCUCUUUUCAAAGGACAAAACAUCAUGUGGUAUUGAAAGCAUUUCAGAUGAUGUGUCUCCUGAAAGGCAAAGAGAUGCCACUGCAACUGAGAACAACACUUUGGAGAUCUCUUUGUCAAAGGACAUCAGUCAACACGGCCUCACACCAGACACUGCAGAUCUACACUCUCAAGAGAAGAACUCUUUUGACAUCAGAAUAGGAAAUAUUGGUGUCAUCAAGCUCCACUGCUCAACCCUCAAAUCUAUCACUGGAACAGAUUCUCACUUUCCUUUAAAGAGUCAAUCACCAGAUCAAAGCAAACACCUCAGUGUUCUUCAGACUCCUAUAUCAAAGCCCCAUGUGAACAAGUCUAGUUUAUCUGACAAUAGCAGUCACCACAGCCUGUCAAGAGACUCUGUUCAUGAAGACAGCCAGUGCCCUCUGAAUGAGACACGUGCAGAAGCCAGUCCAGAUGAAAGUGAUGGCAGUGCAGAUCGUAAUUAUCUUCAGACUCUAACGAUAUCAAGAACUCUUGCGCAAAAUUUUCAUACAUUUAUCUUUUCAGACAUCCAUCAGCACAUGUCUGCACAAAAUAACAGGGAUGAAAGUAGUGAAGUGCAUUCUGAUGACACAGAUGGACAGCUGUCAAGUGAUGACCGUGCAGAUCGUAGUGUUGUUGGGACCCCUCAAAACAUUCAUACUUUCAGCUUUUUAGACAUCCAACAACACACAUCUGCACAGAUUAACUGGGAUAAAGGGAGCAAUUCACAUUCUGAAGGUGACACAGGUGGAGAGAUUACAGACAUGGAGUUGUCUGCAAAUGAUAAAAGUGACAACAGUGGAAUUGUCACCCAAAAGACUCCUACAAAGCAAAAUCUAUCAAAGAGCUCUGAUAUGAGAACUACUAUUUUAAACACUGUCCCUGCCGCUAAUUCCUAUGAUCCUCAAACACAAAAGGAUAAACUGGGAAGCCGUACCUCCUACAGUGUCUCAAGUUUCGAUGAUGUCCAUUCAACACUCAACUCUAAAGCACGAAGCAAAGACACAGGGUCAAAUUUUUCUUUCUUUGUAGACCUCUCUUUAAAUGCCAAUGGUUCACUGUUUUUAUGUCCAGAAAACACGUCAACACCAGUCACAAGUCACAACAGGUGGCCACAAAGUCAACUCAAAAGUCCUUCCCGAAAUAUUGAAUCGCCGUUUCUGAACAAGACAGCCUUUACCACCAUUACACCUCAAACUUGGAAAACAGCAGAGUCCAUCGCUGCAAGUCCAGUCAGUAAUCCUAAAUGCCCCCAAGAAGAGAAGACUACGAGAGAUAACCCACCUAGUGAAUGUCACGGUACAGUGGAUGUACUUACUGAGAGCAUUUCUGACUGUGUGUCUGAAAACUGUGAAACUGCCACAGACAGAGAAGCAUCUUGGUGCUUGGCUACAUCGAAUAGCAGCCUUCCAAACAGUCUUACAGUGGACCCUGCUGAUGAAGGUGAUGAUGCUGAUGAUCACGUGGAUAGUUCAGAUUCCCUCUUAAACGAUGUUACAUGUUUAUCCCCUCCACAGAAAAGUCAUGAUACACACCUGCAAGCAGACCGUUUACAUGCUGAGAACAUUUCUGACAAAGUCUCUGAAAACUGUGAAACGACCACUGACUGUGAAGCAUCUUGUGCAUCAGACAGUAGCAUUCCAACCAGUCUUACAGUGGACUCUGCUGCCGAAGGUGAUAAGGAGGAGGAAGUGAACAGUCCCGAUUACCUCUUAAAUGAUGUUACACCUUUAUCCUCACAGAAAAGCCAUGAAGCCCAACUGCACGCGGGCAGUUUACAUGUCAUAUUUAAUUAUGAAAGAAAAAGCUGUGCUCUAGUCUCUACUGAGGAGAGGAGUCAUAUAAACUGCAGUGUGACACUGAGCAGCACCAAAGUCUAUAGAGGUCUCCAAGGUCCUCUCCCUUUCUCAAGCCCCACAUCCAUGCCAGACAAGCAAAAAACUUCAAUUCAUGACACUUUUGCUAACGACCCAUCUCCUAACCAGAAGCGGUCAAAGUCAAACCAUCAAACCAUCAGAGUCAAACCAUUUGUCAAACCAUUCUCAACUCGCUCAUCCUCUGUUCGCCUUCAAUACAGUCACUCAUGCACUCCUGCAGGAAGCAUGUGGCCCCCCGGGUCAGCUUUGAUGUCCGGAAGAAGUCCUGGCUUCAAGUACUCAUUCUCACACAUUCAGCCCCCAAGACAGCUGAAAGACUUUUCCCACAUCCUUGACUUGUCCUCAGAAUUCCCACGACUACCCAUUUGUGAUCGCUCACUCACUCAUAGAUCGUUCAGAGACUUACAAAAUUCAGCUGGCGUUCUUUCAGAGAAGUCCUCUAAGGUUGCUAACGUUUCUGAAGACUCUGGAACAGUUAGAGACCAUGCAGGGUCUUUUGUACCCGGCAGCAGGACUCCAAACAGUCUUAAAAUUUACGUCAAUGACUGUGAUGAUAAUAGCAGUGAAGCUUAUCCUGGCCUUACACUUGCCUCAGCAAAACUGGACUUAAUAAAAAGUGAUGACAGCGACAGGUCGCAGAUGUCCACCGCAAAGAAAAGCCUGAUGACUGAUACUAUACAUUAUUCAGCUCCUUCUGACAACAAGAAUGACGAUUGUAAAGAUGCAGCACAUGGCUUUUCAAAUAAUGGUUCUUGUGAAGUCGAUCUGUACCUCUCAGAAUUAGAGAAUCUUGAGGAGAUCAGAGAGCAGAGUUGCUUGUCCUCUGACCAGCAGGAUAGAUUUCCAGACGGUAGAUCUGGCUUAAUUUUUACUGAAAACGUAGACGGAUUUGCCACAAACGGAUCUAGAGAUGAUCUGAUGAAAUCUGCCUCAUUGGCUUCCACUAACGAAUCUCCAGAGUUCAAUACAGCUGUCCCUCAAGAAAACACAGAUUGUCCAUCAAUCCAGACCCCUCAGCGGCAAUCAUCACCAUACCCACCACUGAGCCCCUUGGCAUGUGGAUCUAAGUCUAAGUCACAGGAUGGUUCCGACUGUGCGGCUAUAACAUUGCAUUCAGGGGUAGUGCAGCUAGUUUCAGGCGAAUGCCCUGUGAGUGAUCAGAAAGAUGCAUUAGUACAGACACCGGGGAGGGAAUGUCUUCGUUUACUUAAGAAAUUGAAAGAUUUGUAACUUGUUACGUUCUUUGAUUUUUGGUUUUGGUUGCUUUGUGUUUGUUUUUUUGGUAUGUGUGUUUUAUAUCAAUUAUCGUUCAACACAUUGAAUACCAGCUGUGCUUAUUGAAUUACAUGUACAGUGUUUUUGGUGGAAUACCGGCGUUCUAAACUCGUUCUCUUUUGACGUUUUUUUUUUUUUAGUCACCGCAUAUUAUGCGAUGGGGCCACUGAAACAUGUUAUGGCUCAUUUGAAAGUGGGGACUUCACCCUCUUAAUGGGUGAAACCUGUGUGUCUCUACAAGCUUUUAUCAUCAAACAAACCUAACUUAAAUCGAGGCAGUUAUCCACCGAAUUCUCGAAGAAACGUUUUUGUGAAACAUGCUCUGUCCCAUUUUCUGAAACUUCAAUUAAAAAAU